CCCGCCGCGCCGCUUCAGAGGAGGAGGAGGAAGGGGCCGUGGCUACUGAGUACAGAGCGCAUCGAUCGCGCCCGCCUCUCGGCUCCCUCGGCAGCCCCAGCCCUCGCCCGUCCCCCGCCAUUUCAGACCGGGACGGAAAGGAACGCGGAGCGGCGGGCGAGAAGGGGAGGCACCGGCGCGUGCUUCCCUCUGCCCCGCCAGGCAGGUCUGCUAAAAAAUGACAGAGUAUAAACUUGUUGUCGUUGGAGCUGGUGGUGUAGGCAAGAGCGCCCUGACAAUACAGCUGAUUCAGAAUCACUUUGUGGAUGAAUAUGACCCUACAAUAGAGGAUUCCUACAGGAAGCAAGUAGUAAUCGAUGGAGAAACCUGUCUGUUGGAUAUUCUUGAUACAGCAGGUCAAGAAGAAUACAGUGCACAAUCGAGGGACCAGUAUAUGAGAACAGGGGAAGGCUUCCUGUGUGUAUUUGCUAUAAACAAUACAAAGUCUUUUGAAGAUAUUCACCAUUAUAGGGAACAAAUAAAGAGAGUUAAAGACUCUGAAGAUGUCCCAAUGGUGCUAGUAGGAAACAAAUGUGUGCCUUCACAGAACGUAGAUACAAAACAAGCUCAGGAUUUAGCAAGAAGUUAUGGAAUUCCUUUCAUUGAAACAUCAGCAAAAACAAGACAGAGAGUGGAGGAUGCUUUUUAUACAUUGGUGCGAGAGAUUCGACAGUACAGAGUGAAAAAAAAGCAGCAAAGAAGACCAAAGACUCCAGGGUGCGUGAAAAUUAAAAAAUGCCUAUGUAAUGUAACAGGGGUGUUGAUGAUGCCUUCUAUACAUUAGUUCGAGAAAUCAGAAAACACAAAGAGAAGAUGAGCAAAGAUGGUAAAAAGAAGAAAAAGAAGACAAAGACAAAGUGUAUAAUUAUGUAAAUACAAUUUAUCCUUAUUCUUAAGAAGUACUUAAGUAAUUUUUGUACAUUACACUAAAUUAUUAGCAUUUGUUUUAGCAUUACUUUACUUUCUGCUUCAUGAUCCUGUUAGCUUUACCUGAAUGCUUGUUUUAUGACAGUGGAAACUUCAUUCCUCUUUAAGUGCCAGUAUUCUUUGACUGUUGGUUCUUGAACUAGCAAAGCCUGUGAAAAAAAAAGAGCAAAAAACAAAAAAAUCAAACAAACAAAAAAAAAUACACACACAAAACCCUGAGAACUGUCUUGGACUCUUUGGUGCAUGCACAGUUGCUAACUUCCUAUUUUUCUUACUGAUUGUGAACUUCUGUUCUGUGUGCAAACCAAACAAUGAAAUGAUGCUCUGCACAUUCUAACAUCCCCUUUUAUUUUUUUGUUUUUAAAUCUGGUUGGGACAAAAGGACUAGUUAGCAAAAGAGACUUCCAUUUCACUCUUUCUUUUGUUAUAGACUGACUGCAAUAUAGAGAGACCAGAAGCCGUUAAAGUCUUCCUGUAGAUUUUGCUUCUAGGCAUCUAGUCUUGUAGUCAUUUCAGAUCAACUUUAAUGAAUGUAAAGAUAAACUUUCACAAAAAAACUUUCACCACAAUUUGUCACGGUCACUCCUUAAAUAUUCUAUUUUUUCUAUAAAAAGAGAAAAAUAAAAAAAGACAACAGUGCACAUCUGGCAAUGGAAAAAUUGUAGAAGUUCUAGUUAGGUUGAUUUGCUAUUGUUAAAGCAUUGCUUUAAGACUUUCACUGACUUUCUGUGUCUGAAGACUAAGGUGAAAUCCUAGCUCUCCUGACCCCCAGUGGCAAAUCUUUCAGUAGCUUUGUUCAGUAGGUACAGGAUUUCACCCUUAGUGUCUCUAGGCAAUACUAGGAAGCCUUAACCAAUAAGUUGAUUCAAAUUCUUAGGUUAAUUCAUACAUGGAUCCAGAAUUUACCAUAAGAAUUAAAUGAGAAUGAAUCCUAAACUAUAUAACAAAGUAACACCAUUCUUUUUUUUUUUUAAUCUCCUAAGAGUGGCAUUAAAUAUUUCCAGUUGCCCAUUUUGUGCAAAAUAGGGGAGGAAUUUUAAAUUCUAAUUACAUCAAAUGAGUGAGUGAAUGAAUUGAAUUUAGCUGCUUCAUGCAAAUAAUUGGGAAAUCCGCUAUGCCAUAAAAAUAGUGUGGAAUUUGCACAAACUGUCAGCAUAGAACUUGGUUUCCAGAGUCAGUGUUGUUUGUGUGAUGUUCAUGAAGUACUAGUUAUGUUGCAGAGAUUAAAUGGUCCGUGAGCAGCAUUCCAGUGUCUAGACUUGUCAUGAAGCUAGACCAAGAUUUUAAUGUUCUCAUUCUCUGUGAUUAAGUUCUCUUGUGGUUUCUCCCCUCACUCCUCUCUCUUUCUGACUGGAAAUCAUGCAGAAUUUUUCGCACCAGCUUUCAUUUUUUUUGGUACUGCAGUACUCCAGUUGUUCUGCACUAAAAUAAGAGCCAGUAAUUCCAGUGUUACAGGUUCCUGUUGUCUUACUGUACAUGUUGCAUUGAUUGUUUCAUUAGGGCCCUGGGUUCCUGAAGGUGCACUUCUUCGUAGUACCUAACUCAGCUGUAGAGUAAAAUGUGAAAAUGUGACUCCAGCGUACCCCCAAAAACUAAAACACAAGACAUCAAAGUAGGAUAGUCGAGGACACUGGGAAGUUUGGAACAGGGAAUAGCAGCAUUGCCCUAACCUAAGGUAUACCUAAACAGUUAUGUGGAAAUGUUAGUACAAUUUUCACAUAGCUGUGUAACUUGGACCAUUUAUAUGAUGUCAAAGGGGCAACUGCAUGAGAAAAGUGUUCUUUUGCUGCUGUGAAAAAAGAAAACCCACGGUGGAAAGCUGCAAAGCUGGCAAGGGGACAUACACUGUCUAGGUUGCUACCUGUUCUUUAAUUUCAAUGUGGCUGAGAGAAAUAAUGCUUUUCCCUGCCUACGCCCAUUGUUCCCCACUCUCCACCAACACCCAGACCCCUCCCCUCCUUGCAGCUUCGAUGUGAAAUAUAGAUUGUGAAAUAUUCUGAAAAGCAGUAAUAGGAGAGCCUAAUAUUAUACCGUAAGGACCAAUAAGAUAUAAGAACAGAUUCACAGUGUCACAAAACAUUUUACAGCUUCCAAGGUUAAAACAUUUUGGAGAUGGGUGGUUGGUUGCACAUUUUAGAUGCUUUUGAUUAUGUAUGAGGAACGUAGCAAAGGUGGAUAGUAUGAUUUGAGGAAAUUGAAGUAAUCUUAAGAUUACUUUAAGGUUUUUGGUAACUGAGUCACACUGCAUGAAAAGUUAGGGCUGGUCUAAAAUUCCUUGUUAGUUUAACCAAAAACCAUAAGGAGAAAUUUUAGCUGAAAUGUCUUGGUCGUCAAAUAUGGAUUUAUAUAGCUCUAAUUAUAAAGGUAUAUAUGAAAUAAGAUUUUUUUGUUUUCCCAGUGUUAUCUGUAGCUACCAAGCUAAUUAAAUUUAGUACAAAAUCUAUUUAAUUAGACCUUAUUUACGGGUUCUUUUUUUUAAAAAAGAAAAAUAAACAUCCUUGCCACUGUUGUGCAGUUUUGUCUUAGUAUCUGUUGAGAUUUGGUGAAGCAUGUUGGAUUGCAGCUUGCACAAGUUGAUCUCGUAAUUAUUCUGUCUUUCCUUAUUUCAAAUGCUUUCAAAGAACGUACCUGGAUGCUAUCUGCUCUGAUAGCAACUCCUAAAUGAACAUGUGACUCACUUACCAUGUUAAUACAUUAAAUUGCCAUGUGUCAGGGAGUAACGCCUUCUUACAGUAGCUUUAUGUAACUCCGGUAAACAACUUUAUCAUUGGUUUUCUCAAAAAUAAACUUUCACCAUUUUGCCCAGUCUCAUUGCCCUAAUAUUUAUGCUAACUUAAAGAUGUUUCACUGUAUAAUUUUGUUACAGUAACAGGACCUCUGUAAUGGGUAAAUACUGACACACAAUCUUCUGCUCUUGUCUAUACUAUGAAGCAAUACAAUUGUUACCUUCAAAGACCAUCAGACUGUAAACAAAUCAUUUUGUCUCAAGUUUACAUAAAGCUACAUAGAUGGUAAAUCUUUCCUAACAUUUCUUUAUUCCACUGUCUUGUGUUUUCAUGUUGAAAAUACUUCUGCUUUUUCCUCUUGAGUGCCAACUUCUUACUAGAAUGACUUCUUAAUGUAAUAUGUUUACCUGGAAUGUAUUUUAACUAUUUUUGUAUAGUGUAAACUGAAACAUGCACAUUUUGUACAUUGUGCUUUAUUUGAUGUGGAACAUAUGCAGUGUGAUCCAGUUUUUCCAUCAUUUGGUUGCGUGACCUAGGAAUGUUGGUCAUACCAGACAUUAAGUUAAAAAAAGGAAAAAAAAAAAAGACCACUGUUUGUUUUAAAAUUUUUUAAUGUUUUUAGGAGUAUGUGCUGUGAGGUGACCUGGAAUUUGUCAUUUUUUUGUCAAACUGUACUGCUCCUAUUUAUUGUAAUGUAAUAAAAAAUAGUUAUUGUGAGUUUCUGUCCCAGUUUGCUUUUUUUCUCUCCAAGAUUUUCACUGCCGCAUCUCUGCAACAGAGUAUCCCGGGGACUUUAUGUGUUUGGCAGUGCUUCUCAGUGCCUGUCACACAGCUUUUGUCUUUGCCCACUGGUGUUCCCUUCUUCUGAGGGAGUGCCACUGCGCUUUGACAAAAUGCUUUAUUGUACUGAUCCCUAUCCUCUGGUCUGUGCUGCUUUUGCAUUUUGUACUCUGAUUCAGGUGAGGCUGCACUUCACAAUCUUUGGAGCACGUUGCUUGGGCUGUACCAUCUUCAGUCAUGCCCCAGAGACCUCAUCUUCAUAACUCUGACAUCAGCUUCAACGUGAAUUAGUCUACAAGUUUAAAAUUCUCUGAAUCGAUAUUCUGUGUUCAUUCUGAGGUGCAAUUUGGUUUAUUUCUAUCAAAUGCCUUCCAUAAACUUACAAAAAAUAUGAAGGACAUUCUAUAGUACUGAUUGUGUCCCAUGGAGGGCGAGAAGUGUGAAACUGCUACUGUUCUAUAAAUAAACUUGUGUUUUGGCCCUUUGUUACCAUCUCUGGAUAAUCUUUUACCGACUGCCGAGAAGGCUAGGUUGAACUUUGUAUAUAGAGGUAUUCACUGAGAACAGGUUUAGCUCCUCUACAUAUGUUGCAGUUGGGUUGAUGGGGAAGGACUGUUUUUCACCUUGAUGUGGUGCUGGAAGCUGAAGCACAUAAAUUUCAUCACAAGGUAGUGUUACUGUCUAAUAUGACAUUUUUUUUGUCGUUGUCCUGUAAUUUACAUAAGUGAAGCCUUGCUAUUGCCAACAGUUCUCCUGCUGUGAUUACCUACCUAUAUGUCAAAGAUCACUGAUGUUCUAUCUAUCUCCAGUGUCAUUUAGUUCUUUUCCCAAGGAUGGGAAAUGCCAACCAGCCCUAGCACAUGCAGAGUUAUCAGUUCUGGCACAAGUUUGUGCAGGCAAGCCAAGGCCUACAGUGUUAAGCACGGAGCAAACAUCCAUGGAUUUCUCCUUCAGGGGAAAGGAUCAAGUUCCAUAUUCCUUCUACAGUACUUACACAAUGUCAGAAUCGCUGGUAGCAUGAACUGUCUUCAGGGUUUAAGUGCUUAAACUAUUAUUGCUAUAAUUCACCUGGCCCUAUAGUAUUCUCUGUGACACAGUAACACUGUGCAUCUGCCAGCCUGCCAAUGUGAGUCCUGCACCUUAAACAGAUGCAGUUAAAAUGUUUGGGAACUUAAUUUACUUUUGAGAAGAUACUCAUUUAAAGUGAAAAUGAGAAUUAUUAAGUAUGGAAGUCUUUCAAAACCAGAAUACUAUUCUAAGUAAUGAGAACAGGGCCUUGAAUCAGCACUCACACACAGAGCAACAAGGUAAGAGGAGUUCUCUGUUCAACAUCUAAGUAAAAAUGAAAUGGAACAGAAUCAAGUUACCAUCUUCUGCCUGCAAAACUGUGUCCAUACAUGAAGCUUUAGUUCAAGGAGGCCAAAAGUAGUUGAGAAAAACUUAUUACCCAUGUAACACAAACCCCAAAUCCUCCGAGCAACUACCUAAGGGUAAGCAAAUCCUAAUUGUGUUUUAGAUGGACUAGAAGGAUUACGUUUCAUGUCUUCUGAGGGUUACAGUUCUUUUAUUGUUUAUGGAUUUGUAUAGUUACAUGCAGAGUUAUUAAUAUUAUUGAUUGUCAUCACUGUAGUAGCGGUGUUUCAGAGCUCUGUAUUUUCUGAGAAAGUACAAGCUUCCAGCUCUUUGAUAACAAAUUCUCCUCGUGCAAUUAGUUGCUUAAUUUUUUUCAGGAUCUUUCUCAUCUUUAUUUUUU
Messenger RNA from Cuculus canorus (common cuckoo), 6225 nucleotides. It is a transcript of the gene KRAS, whose product is annotated as KRAS proto-oncogene, GTPase. Gene Ontology annotation, cellular component: plasma membrane. The record is from RefSeq and is a predicted model, not a curated record. Gene Ontology annotation, molecular function: GTPase activity; GDP binding; GTP binding. NCBI's taxonomy places the organism in Eukaryota, Metazoa, Chordata, Aves, Cuculiformes, Cuculidae. Gene Ontology annotation, biological process: Ras protein signal transduction.